This is a messenger RNA of Vigna radiata var. radiata (mung bean), 1978 nucleotides long. Its product is annotated as nucleobase-ascorbate transporter 6. Bases 166 to 1767 code for a protein of 533 amino acids. Gene Ontology annotation, cellular component: plasmodesma; membrane. Gene Ontology annotation, biological process: transmembrane transport. Lineage: Eukaryota; Viridiplantae; Streptophyta; Magnoliopsida; Fabales; Fabaceae. The record is from RefSeq and is a predicted model, not a curated record. Gene Ontology annotation, molecular function: transmembrane transporter activity. The transcript has 15 exons.
UUUCUCUUCUUUUCUUGGACUGCACAAUUAUUGUUGUAACUAUUGCUUACUCAAACAGACUCUCUCCUACUCUAACUCAUCGUUUUCUGCUAUUAUUAGCCUCACUCCAUUUUUUCCCUUUACCUUCACUGUUAGUUUGUUGUAGAAGGUCUGUGAAAGAGAGUUAUGGCAGGAGGUGGGGGAGCUCCGGCGCCUAAGAUUGAUGAGCCACAACCACAUCCACCGAAAGAUCAGCUACCAAAUGUUUCCUACUGCAUUACCAGUCCUCCUCCAUGGCCUGAGGCCAUACUUCUUGGGUUUCAACAUUAUAUUGUGAUGCUCGNUACAACUGUGCUAAUUCCCACUGCUCUUGUUCCCCAGAUGGGAGGUGGCAAUGAGGAGAAGGCAAAAGUUAUUCAAACUCUACUCUUUGUAGCUGGAAUUAACACAUUGCUGCAGACUCUGUUUGGAACUCGAUUGCCUGCAGUAAUUGGAGGGUCUUAUACUUAUGUUGCAACAACCAUCUCUAUUAUUCUUGCUAGCCGUUUCAGUGAUGAGCCAGAUCCUGCAGAGAAAUUCAAGAGGAUAAUGCGGGCAACCCAAGGUGCUCUUAUUGUUGCAUCAACUCUUCAAAUAGUACUAGGUUUUAGUGGGCUUUGGCGUAAUGUUGCAAGGUUCUUGAGUCCACUUUCAGCAGUUCCUUUGGUAUCUCUUGUUGGUUUUGGGCUUUACGAGCUCGGCUUUCCUAGUGUUGCUAAAUGUAUAGAGAUUGGACUGCCGCAGCUCAUAUUGCUAGUAUUUGUUUCACAGUUUGUACCCCAUGUUCUACAUGCAGGAAAACAUGUCUUCGAACGGUUCACUGUUUUAUUUACAGUUGCAAUUGUGUGGCUAUAUGCCUAUCUGCUCACUGUUGGAGGGGCAUACAAUCAUGCUGCCCCUAAAACACAAGCAACUUGCCGUACUGAUCGUGCUGGUUUAAUAGAAUCUGCCCCAUGGAUACAUGUUCCAUAUCCAUUUCAAUGGGGAGCCCCUACAUUUGAUGCAGGUGAAGCAUUUGCCAUGAUGAUGGCAUCCUUUGUUUCUCUCGUAGAGUCCAGUGGUGCUUUUAUUGCUGUCUAUCGGUAUGCAAGUGCAACACCGUUACCACCAUCUAUUCUUAGUCGCGGAAUCGGUUGGCAGGGAGUUGCCAUUUUGUUAUCGGGAUUGUUUGGAACGGGAAGUGGAUCCUCUGUAUCAGUAGAAAACGCUGGUCUUUUGGCUUUAACACGAGUAGGCAGCCGAAGGGUGGUGCAGAUAUCGGCUGGUUUUAUGAUUUUCUUUUCAAUUCUUGGUAAAUUUGGAGCUGUUUUUGCAUCCAUUCCACCUUCUAUUGUUGCUGCACUGUACUGCUUGUUCUUCGCUUAUGUUGGAGCGGGAGGUCUAAGUUUUCUUCAAUUUUGCAACCUCAACAGUUUUAGAACAAUUUUUGUACUAGGCUUCUCCAUCUUCAUUGGUCUGUCUGUGUCACAGUACUUCAAUGAAUACACAGUAAUUAAUGGUUAUGGUCCAGUUAACACCAAAGCAAGAUGGUUCAAUGAUAUAAUCAAUGUCCCAUUCCAAUCAAAAGCAUUUGUUGCGGGUUGCAUGGCGUAUUUCCUUGAUAACACAAUACAUAAGAAGGAUGGUGCUAUUCGGAAAGACAGAGGAAAACAUUGGUGGGACAAGUACCGCUCCUUCAAGACUGACACAAGAAGUGAGGAGUUUUAUUCACUGCCUUUCAACCUAAACAAAUACUUCCCAUCUGUGUAACUGUGUAGCUGAACCAGAGUCUCUGAAAGGUCGUAAUUUAACUUGGGAUCUUGUUACAGGUUAUAGUUAUAUGAAGUCCUCUUUUGCUAUAGAAUAUUCUAAAACAUUUCUUCUAUUGCUUUUCAUUCUGUAAAUGCUGAAUUGGCAAAGUGGAUUCACUGUAGUAAAAUGCACACCUUAUUUAUCUUUCAUUAUGUAUCUUCACUUUUAA